This is a messenger RNA of Balaenoptera ricei (Rice's whale), 3796 nucleotides long. RefSeq names its product CDC like kinase 3 (gene CLK3). Lineage: Eukaryota; Metazoa; Chordata; Mammalia; Artiodactyla; Balaenopteridae. Gene Ontology annotation, molecular function: protein kinase activity; ATP binding. Gene Ontology annotation, biological process: protein phosphorylation. The transcript is spliced from 13 exons. The coding region runs from base 2024 to 3604 and encodes 526 amino acids. The record is from RefSeq and is a predicted model, not a curated record.
GCUUCCCUCCUCCAUGCCCUUGAAAAGGAGGAGCGUUUCACCCGGUGGUGGCGGCUUGCAAGGUGGCAGGUUUGAGGUUGCAGCGGUGGGGCAGCGUCAGCCAAAAAUAACCAUGGGGCGCUGGGGUGGCUGGAAUCCGGGAGGGCAGCCACUGACCUGGCUGGCUGCUCUUCUUGUCAGCCCAGUUCUCUGGCCAGGACCAGCAAAUGAGAAGACAACUAGGCCUGUGCUCAGAGAAAAGCUGGCAUCCUCCGCCUGGUUUCCUUCACCUUACCUUUUUCUUCAUUGUGCAGAGGCAGAGCCUUCCAGAGCAUAGCUUAACAACCUGUUUGCUGAGGUCUCAGAGAAUCAGAGAUAAUUGAUGAGAAAUGGGCCCUAGAGCCCUAGCUGGGAAGAUAAUGAGGAGCAUCUGGUAUUCCUAAUAUUUCACUUGCCUAGAAUGUGUUAAAGGAGAAGUUAUAUCCUCUAUGAUUGCCUUGUGUGUGAUGUCUUACAUAGCUUUCAUACUUGUCAUCUCCUUUGCCAAGUUGGCUGGGAGGUCGUGUUAUCUCCAUUUUCCAGGUAUGGUAACCAAUGCCCAGUGUAUAAGGUCACGAGGCCAGUAAGGCAGCACUGGGAUUUUGUUCAAGGUUUUCUACCCGAUCUCUCUCCCCUCUGGUCCCUUGGAAGGGACUUAAAAAUGUCCUUAAUGCCCUUAGGGCAUUUAACACAGACCCAGAGGUGUUACCUGGAACCUUUUUAAUGUUGGUAAUGAAAAGCUGCCUUCAGUACCUCUUGUGGGCCCAGACCUGUGCUAGGCCUUUGACCUAAAGGCAUGUACUACGCAUGUUACUUAAAGGAGUGAUAUAAUUUAAUCUGCACAGAACCCUGUAAGAGAUUACUAUCCCCUUGUUGCAAGAGGAAGCUGAAGGUUAGACUUGUUUAAUAACUUGCCUAAAGGCACAAGCUAGAGGUGGCAGUGCCAGGAUUCAGAUUGACAUCUGAAGCUGUGCUCUUUUCCACUAACAUGAGCAUACAUAAGAAUCUUCUAGGUCCCAGGAGAGAGUCUUUGGCCUGUUGUAGACUAGACCAUGUCUUCCAGGUCUGGUGCUUUGCCCAGUGAGGAUGGGCAGGGCCUUUGUCCUGGCCAUUGGAGCAUCUUCCUUGUCACUUAUUGAGAUGUGAGACAGUGCCUUCAUUCCAUCGCUUGGGCACCUGACCCAGCCAUAAUUGCAGGGAAACAGUGAAAUAUUAGUCAGAACAGAACAGUUCUUGAGCUGUUACAAAGUAUUUAUCUCCAAGGGUUGCUGUGGCCUGGGCUUCCAGGUAGACGGCAGAAGACAGCUGCUCGCGGGGAGACUGAGGGCAGUGACUUUCUCAGGAUUGCAGAGAAGCUCUCAGGGGUUUUGUCAGAUAUGCCUCCCUGACCUGCUCGUUUACGGAGAGCCAUUCCAUUCUGUUCUCCUCCAGACAGACCUUUCUCAUAAGAUGGGACAGUCUCAGUGGAUUUGUCCAAAAUGUGCUUGAUCAGGCAAGCCCAGGACUGACCACCAUUGGUUGGCUAUGGCCAAGUGAAGGGUUGGGAGGAAGGCUGGCUACGGUCUCUGGCCCAGCCCUCCUGUGGAGGCAGUGUCAGGGUUUGGGGUGUGGGUGGAACAGGGAGCUGGCCUCACAUAGCCAUCUUUCUCAGCUGAUGGCUGAUCCAAUCUGGCAAUUUUCUGUGGUGGGUGUAAGUCCCGACUGAACCAGGAAUAGUGAGGUGGGGCCCUUUUGGCCUGCCUCCCCGAGCCCAGAGCCUGCCAGACAGCCAGCCUUCUGACUUCUUUUGAGAUGGGCACAGAAGAGGAUACUGGAGCAGGGACUCUAGAAGAGGGCACAGUAAUGGUACUGUUGGAGGUGAGGUACUGCCUGGCAUGGCACCAGUGACAGGUGGUCUGCGGGUGCUAAAUAGGCCUCGGGCAAGUGACUUGGUUGCUCUGAAGACCCUGGCAUCUUUACAGAUGCUAGGACUGAAUGUAGACCAACAAGGGCUGCAGAGACCCCCAUGUCUGCUUGGCCAGACCCUCAGAUGCAUCACUGUAAGCGAUACCGCUCCCCUGAGCCAGACCCGUACCUGAGCUACCGAUGGAAGAGGAGGAGGUCUUACAGUCGGGAGCAUGAAGGGAGACUGCGAUACCCCUCUCGAAGGGAGCCUCCGCCCCGGAGAUCUCGGUCUAGAAGCCAUGACCGCCUGCCCUACCAGAGGAGAUACCGGGAGCACCAUGACAGCGACACAUACCGGUGUGAAGAGCGGAGCCCAUCCUUUGGAGAGGACUACUAUGGAUCUUCACGUUGCCAUCAUCGACGGCGGUCACGGGAAAGGGAGCCGUACCGGACCCGCAAGCAUGCCCACCACUGCCACAAACGCCGCACCAGGUCUUGUAGCAGCGCCUCCUCGAGAAGCCAACAGAGCAGUAAGCGCAGCAGCCGGAGUGUGGAAGAUGACAAGGAGGGCCACCUGGUGUGCCGGAUCGGCGAUUGGCUCCAAGAGCGAUAUGAGAUCGUGGGGAACCUGGGUGAAGGCACCUUUGGCAAGGUGGUGGAGUGCUUGGACCAUGCCAGAGGGAAGUCUCAGGUUGCCCUGAAGAUCAUCCGCAACGUGGGCAAGUACCGGGAGGCCGCCCGGCUAGAAAUCAAUGUUCUCAAAAAAAUCAAGGAGAAGGACAAAGAGAACAAGUUCCUGUGCGUCUUGAUGUCUGACUGGUUCAACUUCCAUGGUCACAUGUGCAUCGCCUUUGAGCUCCUGGGCAAGAACACCUUUGAGUUCCUAAAGGAGAAUAACUUCCAGCCUUACCCUCUACCACAUGUCCGGCACAUGGCCUACCAGCUCUGCCACGCCCUUAGGUUUCUACAUGAGAACCAACUGACCCACACAGACUUGAAGCCAGAGAACAUCCUGUUUGUGAAUUCUGAGUUUGAAACUCUCUACAAUGAGCACAAGAGCUGUGAGGAGAAGUCGGUGAAGAACACCAGCAUCCGAGUGGCUGACUUCGGCAGUGCUACCUUUGACCACGAGCAUCACACGACCAUUGUGGCCACCCGUCACUAUCGCCCGCCGGAGGUGAUCCUGGAGCUGGGCUGGGCACAGCCCUGCGACGUCUGGAGCAUUGGCUGCAUUCUCUUUGAGUACUACCGGGGCUUCACACUCUUCCAGACCCACGAAAACCGAGAGCAUUUGGUGAUGAUGGAGAAGAUCCUAGGGCCCAUCCCAUCACACAUGAUCCACCGUACCAGGAAGCAGAAAUAUUUUUACAAAGGGGGCCUGGUUUGGGAUGAGAACAGCUCUGAUGGCCGGUAUGUGAAGGAGAACUGCAAACCUCUUAAGGGUGGCUGUGAAUGUAAUUGGGGAACACCAGAAGAGCCAGAUGUCAGAGACCGUGCUACUUCCUGCCCCCUCUUCUCUCAAUUUUGGGAAGAACUAGGCAGGACUGAGGUGAGGGGUAGGGAAGACCUAGACAUGGCCAGGAAGCCUCUGUCAACUGCAUUUGGUGCUUGGACAAGUGAAUUCCACAGAGGUGAUUUCUACCCACCUGUCAGAACUUUGCACUUGGGGGCAGAGGCACCAAGCCAGCAAGACACCCAGUAGCCUGACAAGUUCAGAGCAAACAUUAUUACAGGCACAAAAAGAAAAGAGCUGCUCAUUGUCCAGGAGGGGAGAAGUAGUCCUCCAGGGAGGCAUCCCUGCCUCCUCAGCCACGCAGCAAGGCUUCCCAGAGGCAAGGGGACCUGCUGUGGCUUCCCACGACCCUGCCAUCACACUGAGACACCUUGUGUCCCU